CGAGCAAUAUAAAGAUGGCCGCGCACAGGAAAUCAUGAGAAUGCACUGCCACUGCCACUGGGAGACAUCAGAAGAUAUGACAACAUGCAACACUCGUACACAUUAUUCUGAUGAGUAAACUGGUUGAAAACUGCAUAAAAGAUAGGAACACACACAAUAAGGUUGCUACAUAGCACAAUACAGCGGCGAUGGCUGUACGAUACACGCGUCUACCAACUGAUGACGACUCCGGCGGGGAAAGCAUAUCAUUUGAGUCGCCAUUCCAAUAUGGAAGAACUGCAAAUUACGGUUCAGCAUUUGAGUUUGGCAAUGACCGGAGUUCUAAGUGGAAAUCGAUUUUUUCUUAUGGACUCAAGUGGGAGCCAACUAUAUCAUCUAUUGAAAAGUCAUACAAUCCACCUCUGCUGACGCGGUGUUGUGAACGGAUCAUCAUUGCGUUCUGCUAUGUACUUGUUGUCAUCACCCUGCCAAUCUCAGUCAUCAUUUGUUUCAAGAAUCUGAAGUUGUACGAACGAGCUGUUAUCUACAGAUUGGGACAUCUCAUGCUGCCUGCUUGUGGCCCUGGCUUGGUGAUAAUAUUUCCCUUUGUGGAUUCGUGGUCCAGGAUAGACCUGAGGGUUAGAGCUUUCAAUGUGCCACCGCAACAAGUGAUCACGUCGGACGAGGGAGCUGUCGAGCUGGGAGCCGACGUGCAGUUCCGUAUCAGCGACGCCGUGUUAUCGACGAGCACUGUUCAGGACCUGAACCACGCGACGCGCGUGCUCGCACAGACAACGCUCACGAACGUCGUGCAGCGCCACACGGUGGCCGCGCUCGGCCGAGACCGCGCCGCCGUCACCACCGAGCUGCGCGAUGCCGUCAACGUGAUGACGCGCUCGUGGGGAGUCGAGAUCGGACGCAUCGAGUUGUCACAAAUGAAAAUACUGAAGGAGCCGACGACCGCUCAUGCGAAGGUUAUGUCCGUGCUGCAGAGUCUACUGGGACUGGAGGGUUCACCUUCUGAUCUGAGCAUGCUCUAUGCUAACCCAGACCGAGCUGCACCCACCAAUCAGCUGUCAUCUGCACCUGACGUGACGUCGGGAACCCCGGCGACGGAGAGCGUGGAGCAGAGGGCGCCAGGGGUCACAGCCGAGCAGCUGGUGCAGGCAGUGCGGCCCUACCUCAGCGCCACGCUGGUCGGUGCCGUCGGCGCCACCUACCAGUUCAACGUGGCGGGCGUUGCCGGUCCCGACGUGUUUCACCUUGAUCUCAAGAACGGCAGCGGUUGUGCGGGCGCCGGCGCGCUCCCUAGUGCGACCCCUGACGUGACCUUUAACCUCAGCAUGGGCGACCUGCAGCGCAUGCUGUGCGGUCAGCUGAAGCCGCUGGACGCGUACAUGUCCGGCGAGCUGACCAUCGAGGGCAGUCUCCAGGAUGCGCAGCGCCUCAGUCUACUCCUGGACGCCGUGCAGGUCAAGUGAGGUCGCAGCAGGGUCAGACAAGGUCACGGUUGUCCGCGUCGAUGCUGAAUGCGUUCGGUUGGGCAGAUCUUUACGUGAAGCUUUUGUGAUUUAUUAAAUGUCUUAUAUAGAUGUGCAUUGUCCAUUAUGAAACUGUGUUGUAUAAUAUCGCAUAACUGUAUCAAUUGUAUUAAUUUAAAUUCAUGAUCCAGGGUUCGAAAUCCUAACGCGGGCCCGAUGCCCGUAUUUUAAGGCUCGGGCCUGACAUUUUUAAUGCUAGCAGGCCUGACAGGCCCGUAGAAAAUCCACCCCAGCAUGCAACAAGCAGCAUGCACUAGUGAUCUCAGCGCCGGAUUCAAAAAGAAAUGUGUUCGCAGAAAAUUUAGAACACCUCGCGCACAACUUUAGUUGUCAUUUAAUAAACGUGCGUGGGAGGUUCGUACGCACUGGUUAGCACAGGUUCCUGAAUCCAGACUAAAGCAGCGUUGGCAUAUAAAAAAUCAAUAAGAAGUGGGUGGAGCUUACUUUGGGCCAGUGGCAGUGAACCUUACAUUGUGUAGGCCAGGGUUUAUUUCACACCCUUCACGUGCCUGUUAACGUGCGCUGCGUUGUGGAGUAAUUCGCACAUAUACUAGUAUUGACAUCCCGCGCAUUUCACGUUUGGAUGUAAACAAUAAAGUAUCACUGAUAGUUAACAAACGA
Priapulus caudatus is the source of this 2141-nucleotide messenger RNA. Its product is annotated as stomatin-like protein 1. The record is from RefSeq and is a predicted model, not a curated record. Gene Ontology annotation, cellular component: plasma membrane. The transcript is spliced from 9 exons. Bases 189 to 1460 code for a protein of 423 amino acids. Lineage: Eukaryota; Metazoa; Priapulida; Priapulimorpha; Priapulimorphida; Priapulidae.